This is a messenger RNA of Cyclopterus lumpus (lumpfish), 2693 nucleotides long. RefSeq names its product UDP-glucuronosyltransferase 2A1-like. NCBI's taxonomy places the organism in Eukaryota, Metazoa, Chordata, Actinopteri, Perciformes, Cyclopteridae. Gene Ontology annotation, molecular function: UDP-glycosyltransferase activity. The record is from RefSeq and is a predicted model, not a curated record.
AGAAAAAUGGGCGGAGGGUCGAGAAGGGACCUCAUGCAUGAUUGCAUUUGCUUGGAUAAACAGAGAGGACAAUGGUUCAGUUAGGGAUAUGUAGAGUUAUACAUUCACUUGCAAUUUGACCAGCAGCUCAGCAGUACAGUUCAUUGAUUGCACACUGGUCUCUUGAGUGAGAAGUCACAGAGUUCUGAGUGAUGGGGUCAUAUCCAGCUCUGGCAUUCCUCCUGCUUUUUUCAGCUACUCUGUCCUCCAGAUGCGACGGUGGAAAGGUUCUGGUGUACCCUAUAGACGGGAGCCACUGGCUUAACAUGAAAAUCCUGGUGGAGGCACUUCAUUCACGGGGCCAUCAGAUCACUGUACUACGUUCCUCCACCAGCUGGUACGUUUCGGAAUUCUCAUUCCAUUACACCUCCAUCACCAUCAUCCAGGAACAGAUCCAAAACCUAGAGAGCCAAGACUUCAUGACAUCUUUCUUGAAGAAGUCAAUAGAGAUCCGUCGGAAUAAAGGCACACUAUGGGGAUUUGUGGAGUUUUAUAGAAACCUUUUCAACAUGAUGGAGGAGAACCAGAAAGUUGUGGCAAAACUGAUUGUCAGCGUCUUUGAGAAUAAGACACUAAUUAAGGAGCUGAAGGAAACUGAAUAUGACCUUUUUCUGACUGACCCGGCGUUUCCAGGCGGAGUGCUGUUGGCACACUAUCUCCAGCUCCCCAUGGUUUUCAAUGUGCGCUGGCUUUUCAAUGGCGAGGCCCACUUCGCCAUCGCUCCUUCUCCUCUUUCCUAUGUUCCUCAGUUGUUUACUGACUCUGACAAGAUGGACUUUUAACCACGAAUUGAUAAUAUAAUUCACCAUAGUAUAUUGGUUUAUAUGUACUACUUUGUCUCAAAUCCACCUUACCAGGCUGUGUGUGAUCAUUAUUUUGGACCUGACGUCAGCGUCAUGUCUCUCAUGCAGGGAGCUGAUCUCUGGCUAAUGCGGGUUGACUUUAUAUUCGAGUUUCCUCGUCCCAGCAUGCCUAAUGUUGUCUACAUUGGGGGCUUCCAGGGUAAGCCCUCCAAGCCUCUUUCAUCAGAUUUAGAGGCAUUUGUGCAGAGUUCUGGUGAACAUGGGGUGGUUGUCAUGACUCUGGGGACCCUGCUGAGCGACCUCGGCCCUGAGAUAUCGGAGAUCAUCGCCUCAGCAUUUGCCAACCUCCCUCAGAAGGUGGUGUGGAGACACAUUGGGAAAAGACCAAUCACUCUGGGAAACAACACCAUGUUGGUUGAAUGGCUGCCUCAAAACGAUAUACUAGGUCACCAUAAAACCAAAGUUUUUGUCACGCAUGGGGGUACAAAUGGAAUUUACGAGGCCAUCUACCAUGGUGUCCCAGUUCUGGGCAUUCCUCUCAUCUUUGACCAGUAUGACAACAUGGUGCGUCUGAAGUCCCGCGGAGUGGCUGAGAUUGUUGAAGUGACCACUUUGGAUGUUAAAUCUCUGACAAGUGCCCUAAAGAAUAUUCUAGACCAAGAGAAGCCAUACAAACAGAAUAUGCUCAAACUGUCACAGCUUCAUCAUGACAAACCAAUGAAACCCAAAGACAGCGCCAUUUUCUGGAUGGAGUUCGUCAUGAGGCACAAGGGCGCAGCGCAUCUGCGCACUGAGUCAUAUAAGUUGCCAUGGCUACUUCCCAUUUGUUCAACAUUGUUUAUUCCAAAAGAGCACCAACAGGACAUGUUGGCCCUCAUAGUUGGAAUGGAUGAGGUUGCUUCAUUUGACAGCCAUUACGUUACAGCAAGGAGGACGAUCUGCAAAAUUCUGUGCCCGCCCGGCUGAUCUGCUCCGACACAUUAUGACAGUGUGUGUCUGACAUAUAAAAAUCAAGACAGACAGGCAAUGCCAAAACAAGCCUCUUCUCCAUUUUCUACAGUGCUUUUCGGAGAAGUUAAAGACGGCCAUACAAAAAAAAAAAUGACUUGAGGCUGCUGUGCCUUUUUUCUAGGUUUCUGCAUGCAUACGCUCUCUCCUCAUUGAAAAUAACUGAAAAAAGACACUGGUGCUCAGAAAGAAAAUGUUAUAUGGAUACAGGUCCAAAAUGGGAAAGUGUUGAACGUUCUAAUUCUAUAAUAGCUUUUAAGUUUUCAAACGAUUGGCACUAUUCUCGACUGAACUGUCUUUUUUAGCACAAAAAAAAAAAAUCCUUUGCAUAUUUUAUAUAAUGUAUAGUGAUUUAAGUGGGUCAUGAAUUGGGUCAUAUGUUGUUUUUCCCCCUUUCUGGUCACUAAUUAUCAUUAGUAUGUAUGUUGCAAUGCCUGUGAAAAGACAUAAAAAUGAAAAAAGGCGUCGAUUGAUGAAAAUAUCGAUCAUCUGUAAUUUGUGGCACAUCUGAAAAGCUCGUUGGAGUCGUCGUCUGCACUUUGUUGAUUGUUUAUUUGUUGUCUACUGUUGUUGCUUGUUAUGUCUGAUGUCCGUUGCACCACCCACCACGCUAAGUGCCUUGUAGGUGUAAACCUACUUGGCUAUUAAAAGUUUCUGAUUCUGACAUACGGUACAGUCAUUUGAUGAUGACGACCUUGUAACUCUUCCUCUUUUAUGUGUGAACAGAGGGAAAGAAACCGUGUGAGUGGGUGCACGUCAGCAUCAGGGUUUUAGUUUAAACGUCAAACAGUAUUUUAUAAGCUGUUAUAAGUCAACUCUUAAUAAACCAAAUCCAAGACAAUA